AUGUCACCUACCUCGGCUCUGGUCGUCAGCUGUUACAUUUUUCCAUAAUAAUGCGCAGGUUCAGAAAUACAGUAACAGAAAUGCAAGAAGAUUACAAGAAUAACUCAUUUCUGAGCAACAUUUACCAGUGCUUCUUUUCGCGUAGGACGUGAUGCGGUAGUAAAGUGUAUACUGGAAAACAAUAGUCGAAAUGGAUUUGAAGAAAAUGGAAGAAGUGUACCGGAAGUGGGAGAACAAAUCUGGGACCGCUCCACACACAACUACCACGUGCAUGAGUGGAAACGAACGCUUGAGGGAUAAAUUUAGGGAAGAUCCACCCCUGGAACGACAAAGGAGAAGGGCGCGGAAAAGGUCAGGACCGCCAACUCUGGAUUUAGUUCCAGAGCUGGCACGCUUCAAGACAACCCCACCAGCCUACUAUGAGCCAGUUGCAUCAGUGCGGAGGCCAUUUAUGGGACAAUGCUGCCCUAAUUGUAGCAGUGGUAGGAGGGAUAUGAUAUUCACACCCGACAUACCGGCUAUGGGGUUACGCAAUGUUCUGCAAUUUAGAAGGCCAAGGAGUAGCAUCAUAGCUCGUAUUUUCCCACACCUUUAUGUGGCUUACACUGAAGGGAUCAACUAUGAUUACCCAUCGAGGGGUUGUCUGGCACAGGAGGUCCUUGGAAGCAGGAGGGUGUAUUCUGCAAUAAACAAAGCUGCCUUUUCAGACUCUGAAGGCAAGACAGAGGUGAAGUACCAGAGUGAGUUGCAGAGACAUGCCGUCCGAGCAGGAAGGGUUCUUACCAACAUGGCCUCCUCCAUCUCCAACCUCUUCUUGAGAAUAACGGGCUGGUUUCUGCUGAAGGUUCUUGGUAUGAUCCUGUUCAGUGUGCAGGUCCAUCAGGGUCAGCUGGAAAUGCUCAAACGAGCAUCAAAGGCGGGGAUUCCGCUAGCAAUCUUACCCACCCACCGGAGUCACUUGGACUACAUUCUUAUGUCCUUCAUUCUAUAUAUUUACGGAAUCAGGGUACCGUUCAUAGCGGCUGGUGACAACCUCAACAUACCAGUCUUUGGUUGGAUUAUGAGGAAGCUUGGAGCUUUCUUCAUCAAGAGGAAGUUGGAUAAGGAAGUUGGCAAAAAGGAUCAUGUCUACAGGGCUUUAUUACACACAUAUAUGGAGGAGGUGUUGAGGAGCAAUCAAAAUAUUGAAUUUUUUAUAGAGGGAGGAAGAUCAAGAAGUGGAAAAGCUCUUGCUCCGAAAGGGGGAUUAUUGUCGGUGAUUGUUGAUGCAUACUUGGAUGGUGUGAUUUCAGAUGCUUUCAUUGUUCCUGCUUCAGUUAGCUAUGAGAAGAUACUAGAUGGCAACUUCAACAAUGAGCAGAUGGGUCGCCAGAAGAAGAAGGAGACAUUUUGGGCAGCCAUCGGAGGAGUUUUUACUGUUUUCGCAUCCAAAUUUGGACACGUUAGGGUUGGCUUUGCCGAACCCUUUUCCCUAAAGGAAUAUCUUGAGUCUGCUCAGAUGCCGUCUCCCGUUCUGAGUGACAUGUCAUCCGUCCUUGGCUCGCCUCGUUCUCAUCCCACCUUGAAGAAGACUGCCAGUGAUCAUUCUUUGUAUGGCACCGAUGUCGUCGUGGAAGAUCAGAGACAACUUGUUAAGGGCCUCGGGGAGCAUAUUGUGCAUGAUGCUGUGAGAGUCCACACUAUUAUGAGCACAAAUCUAGUGGCGUUUCUUCUGAUGACGAAACAUCGGCAGGGUAUUGAGAUCAACAAAUUUGCAGAAGAAGCAGAAUGGCUGAAAGGAGAGAUCAUCGGGCGGGGCCGAGACAUCGGUUUCUCCGGUGAGAUGCUGGUCGUCGUCAAGCACGCCCUCUCUGUCAUGGGCGGCGAUCUCGUGUCUGUUGAGAAGCACAACAUCAACCCGGAUGUGGUCAAUGAGGCCAUUGAGAAGAAAGAUAAGACAGAGACCGAUGAGGAUGAGAAGAUGGAGAUGAUGGUCGUCCCCAACAUGGCACUACCGAGGGUCUUUGAGCUGAGCUACUACAGUAACUCUGUCAUCUCCGUCUUCCUUAUGGAGUCCAUUCUUACCAAUGCCAUCAUGGCUGAAGCUCACCAGGAACUGCACUGUUUGACGGCCGCCAGAGACCACCGAGUGAUCCUGUCCAAGGAUAAAGUCAUGCAGAGGGCAGCAGAACUUUGUGAUCUUCUCCAGUUUGAGUUUAUCUUUGUGCCUCCAUGUGGGUGUCUUCAUACCAGCCUCUGCGAUGCGCUGGACAGGAUGACGAUCAGUGACAUCAUCAUACCAGAGAAGGAGGUUGGUGGUGGUGGUGCAGACAGCAAGUGGGCUCAGAGAGUGGCUUCAGGAUGGGAUGAUACUGACGAUGAGGACUACGGCAUCGUUGUUACUAAAGAAGAAAAAAUCACGGUGAACUCCUCCCCUGAGCCGUUGAAAAAGCUGUUGUUUCUCCAGAGCAUACUGGGUCCAUUGAUCGAAGGGUAUUGGCUGACUGCAUGUAAUCUGGUUCGCCUGCUGGAUAGAGACUUGCCGGAGACCGAAUUCUCCAGUCUUGUCAAUGAAUACGCAAAGGAUAGAGUCGCCAGAGGGCUGGCUGUAUUCUCUGAAAGCUGUGCAAUGGACACACUCCGUAACGCCUGGAGGACUUACCAACACUGGAAAGUGAUCGACACGUACCAAGACGCUGAGAAAGUCAAGAUGAUCCACCUGAAGGAGAAAUAUAGAAGCGAAGAGAAACUUGGCGAUUUCAUCGACAAAAUCCAAGUUUUCUGUACGUGAAGGAGUCGGCUUCGGCUUUGUUGAAUCCCUCUAAGGGUGAGAAUUUGUCCAACUUGUGAGAUUAUGACAUUGUGAAUGUGUACAAAAACGGAACUGUUGGUGUACAGUGAAUUGUUGAAUAAGUUGUUAUCGUAACCCUUUAGUGGGGAGAAUUCGUCCAGCCUUAAAGUAAGUGAUUAGGGAAUUUUAUGUGUACAAAAAAAUGUUUCUUUAAAAGCUUGUUACAUGAUGUUUACAAACAGUUUAAUCCCUCUUGUGGCGAGAGAGUGUCCAGCCUAAGAAGAAAAGUGCACACUAAUUGUUUCAAUGUCUUUUGCACAUUAUAUUAUGUAUUUGGGAUUUGUGUAGAACAUUAAAUAACAGUUUGUAAACAAGUUAGUGACAUUUUCUUCUAGGAUAAGGCCACGAAAAUGGCCGAACUUUGAUAAACUUGAUUCGACCAGUUUCCGAGGGUUAUUGUGUUAUCCCCAUUAUUGUGAAAAUAAACCCAGUUUUAAAUACCCAGAUUUUUGAGAAAGUAGCACAAGUAAUCACAGGGUUUCCAACAAGACAUUUGCUGUUCUUUUUUUACAAUUGUUAUAUAAGGUACAAAGCUGUGACUGAUUUAAAACAGUGUGCAUAAUUAUUACCACAAAAGGUUGAAUUAUUAUAUUCCCGAAAGAGUGGUUAGUAGACUCAUCAACCAAGACGAUCUAGAAAAUUGUAUUUAUGAUCCCUGUCACAUGAGUAGCUUUAAGGCUGUGUCACACAAGCAGUUCGACGCAAUCUCCAAGAAGAGAGUUCAUUCACAUUUGAUUGUUCACAUAUUUUUCUUGUGAAUCAUAAGACAAUGUUUGAAAAAUGUCUUGUGUGCUACCAGAGUACUCUGGUACCAUGACAACCAUGGAGCCUCCAAGUUGCCUGGAAAAAUUGCCUUGUGUGCAAUCCAAACUGCUUCAUAAAAGUCGAACAUUAUUUUUGAAUAUUUAAGUUGAAUUUUGCUUUUUGUAUUUUUUGUUUACUGUUUGUUAUUUUUUCUUAAAGACUACUUAAGCUGAAAUUGGGUGUGCUUUUAAUGGGAAAUCACACAUUUAAACUGAAAUUUCUGGUGAAUGAUUUAUUUUGUUGUUCGACAUGUUUUAUAACUGAUGACGGAAGUUCUUCAUCAUUUACCGGAAGCAAACUGAAAUUAACAUGUUUAAAUUCUUUAAUAUUUGUUUAUAAAACAUAAAAACCUGUGAACAAACUGAUAAAAGCUGACAGCUUGGCCAUUUGCUGUCACGUUAUUAGUUCCUCAAAUGUUUGCAGUUUGGUUGCCUAGCACCCUUUCCCUGUGCUUGUAGGGUGUCAUUGCCAAGUGGUUUGAAGCAUCGAAUUUGAUAUCUGGUGGUUGAGUCAUCAGAGUGUGGGUUCGAAUCCCAGUCAUCGCACUUAAGUCAUUGAGAAAGAUGCUUUACUAUAAUUACUUCUUUUCACCCAGGAGUAUUUAAAUGGGUACCUGCGAGGGUAGAGGUUGAUAUUGUGUGCAGGGUGUUCGGGGCGUUACAGCAGCCCAGGGCUGUGCAUACUCCCCAGGGAGCUGAGAAAGAUUAAUAAGAUGUUAUUGGCCCAAUGACCAGGACCCAAUUUCAUAG
Molecule: messenger RNA, 4383 nt
Organism: Asterias rubens (European starfish)
Lineage: Eukaryota; Metazoa; Echinodermata; Asteroidea; Forcipulatida; Asteriidae
Product: glycerol-3-phosphate acyltransferase 1, mitochondrial-like
Exons: 22
Coding region: 191-2770 (859 amino acids)
Cellular component (GO): mitochondrial membrane
Source: RefSeq, a predicted model, not a curated record